AUGAUGCUCGGUUGGACAUUCGCUGUGGGUUUGAGUUUGCGCCUCAGCGCAGCAGAUGAGCAUUACCCCCGGUAUGGUUGCAGCAAGGGAUACGAACAUUUCCCCUUUUGCAACAGCAAGCUCACAGUCGAAGAGCGCGUGGAGGACUUGAUUCAACGCUUGGAGCUCAAUGAGAAGCCUCUGCUGAUGGUGGCCCGUUUGGCACCCUUGGGCAAUGUUUCCCGACUGGGAAUCCCACAAUACGAUUGGGGCGUGAAUUGCAUUCACGGUGUGCAGUCGCGCUGCGGAGACGGCUCACGUUGCCCUACUUCCUUUGCCGCUCCAAACCUGCUCGGUGCUGCUUUCAACGAGUCGGCUUGGUGGGCGAUGGGCCACGUCAUUGGGGUGGAGCUGCGCAGCUUGUGGAAGCAGGGCAAGGGUGAGAACCAUCCUCCAACACAGCUGCCACCACUGGGUUUGGACUGUUGGAGCCCCAACGUGAACAUUGUGCGUGACCCACGUUGGGGCCGCAACAUGGAGACGCCGUCAGAGGAUCCGUUUCUCGUGGGCCGCUUUGGAGUGCAGGUUUCCAAGGGCGUUCAACAGGGCAAAGACCCGAGCAGGCUGCAGGCAAUUGUGACGCUGAAGCACUUUGCCGCCAAUGAGCUGGAGGGCACCUGGCCCGGUCCUGGCGGGCCGGCGCAGUACCCGGGUACAGGGAUGUGUCCUGGCCAGAAAUGCACAAGACACACCAUUGACGUGAAUAUUUCCGCAUAUGAUUUGGCCUCCUCGUACCUGGCCCCCUUCCGAAGCUCGGUGGUUGAUGGCGGCGCCCUUGGUAUAAUGUGCUCGUACAAUGCCAUUAACGGCUAUCCCAGCUGCGCCAACAAGUGGCUACUAGGGAAGCUCCGCAAGGACUGGGGCUUUCAGGGCUAUGUUUCUGGCGACUCGGGAGCGGUGGACGACAUCUACCGGUCCCAUUGGUUUGCUCCUUCCCUGGAGCAGGCUGUUGUCAAGGCCGUGGAAGCCGGCACCGAUGUGCAGUCUGCUGGAUGGACCCACGGGCAGCCUUGGGCAACAGCCAAUGCGGAGUACCUGAAGUGCAUUCCAGAUCUGGUCCGCGCAGGCCAGCUGUCAGAGCAGGCAGUAGAUGAGGCACUCCGGCACACGCUCUCCUUGCGCUUCCGUCUUGGGCUUUUUGAUGACCCGGACCAACCAUACGAGCACUUCUCUCCAGAAGUUGUUCGUUCAAGUAGCCAUGUCGCUGCUGCCAUUGACUCCACUGAGCAGGGUCUGGUGUUGCUGAAGAAUGAGAAUGGCACCUUGCCACUGAGUGGUCGUAUCACAGUCAUCGGCCCGCACGCCACAACACGCCGCGAGCUCUUGGGCAAUUACCUCGGCCAGAUUUGUCCUGGAAAUCAGAAGGAGGAAAGCUUUGGCUGUGUGGAGAACAUUUACGAGGCACUUAGCAAUUUGUCUACGGAUGUGACCACAGCGCCUGGCUUGCCUGGCAUUGAUGCUGACUUGGAUCCCAAGCUUCUUGCGGAAGCUGUGGCUGCUGCCACAGCUGCACAGCAUGUGGUGCUCGCCUUGGGCAUAAAUGCCGGCAGCAUCGAGAGGGAAGGGAGUGAUCGUCACAACAUCACGCUCCCUGAGGGGCAGCUUAGAUUGCUCGAUGCUAUUGCUAGGGUUGGCCGACCCGUAACCGUUGUCCUGAUAAAUGGUGGCAUUGUGGCCAUUAGUCCAGUAAAAGCGAAGGCCAACGCAGUAGUGGAGGCCUGGUACCCGGGUUUCUUCGGUGCCAGAGCCAUUGCCGGAGCACUUUUGGGGAAGAGCAACCGCUGGGGUAAGCUGCCUGUGACCAUAUAUGAUGAGACCUUUACCGAUGACUUCGAUAUGCUCAGCUUUGAUAUGACCAAGGCCCCAGGGCGGACAUAUCGCUACUUCACUGGCAAACCUCUCUGGCCGUUUGGCUUUGGUCUUUCGUACACAACCUUCGCCCUGAGCCUGCAGGGUCCAAGGUCGGUGACUAUUUUGCAGAAGGGUGGUACAACCAAAAUCCCGGUGCAAGUUCGGAACACCGGUCCCAUGGAUGGGGAUGAGGUUGUGAUGGCUUAUUUUAGACCUGCGCAGGGUACGCUUCCUGCGGGCUCCCGGGCAGCCAAGCUCCGCCAGCAGCUCUUCGGUUUUGAGAGGGUGGCGGUUGCACACGGGCAGGAUGCAAUGCUCAGCUUUGAGGUGACGGCAGCGAGUUUGCAGGUUUUCACCGAUGCUGGCGAUGCUGUGAGCUAUGCUGGCAAGUACACAGUGUUGCUCAGCACUGGCAACGUGGAUGUGGCAGUUGAUGUCACUGUUGUCGGAAAGGGCAAGCAGCCAGUGCUCCUAGAGCCAUGGGAGCCCCAUCAGGCAAUCGAGAGCUUGGUGGUAUAA
Messenger RNA from Symbiodinium pilosum, 2409 nucleotides. NCBI's taxonomy places the organism in Eukaryota, Dinophyceae, Suessiales, Symbiodiniaceae. The record is from the annotation of a GenBank genome assembly.